AUGUCAGCCAACGACAAACCCAUCCCCACAGUGACCAUCACAACCGGUCGUCGCCCCUCGACCGACUCGUUCGCCACCUCGCUCAAGACGCCCCGGACCGCCCGCUUUGCUGAAGCCACCUCCGUGCACUCGCCUCUCGAGCCCACCCGCUCGCCCUUCUCCGACCCUCCCACAAACCACUACGCCCCCCAGCCUCAGCCCGCCGACGUUGGCUUCGGCUACCUGAACAACCGCGCCUCGGGCCACGACUCCACCACCGGCGUCGAGAUGGAGGAGACCGACAGGCGGUACCUGCCCCCGCCCACCCCCAAGAGCCCCCUCAAGAGCGCCCUCAAGUCGCCCGGUGCCCCCCCGCGCAAUUUCGAGAGCGUUCUGAGCCCCACCUUCCGAGAGGAGCAGGUUCUGGAGAAGCACGAGGAGGAUACCGAGCAGGAGCAACAGAAGGACCUUAAAAUCAAGUUUCGCGUGCGCGUUGCCAAGCUCUUCCUUCGCGGCAUCAACUUCAGCUGCAGUCUCAUCGUCCUCUCCAUGCUUGCCGCCACCUUCUCCAUCUUCAAUGCCACAAAGCACCUGCCCGCUCGCAGCAACCUGCCCCCUUGGGCCGAGGGCACCAAGACCUGGCCCCAGAUUCUCCUGCUCGUCAUCGCAUGCAUUUCGCUCUUCAUGUCCAUCAUCAUCCUCGCCGCCUACUGGAGAGGUGGCCACCGGAGAGCGGAGAAGGUCGCCGUCUACUACACCGUCUUCGCCGUCGCCUUCUUCAUCUUCAGCAUAGUCAUGUGGGCGAUUGGUGCUGCCGUGCUGAACUCGAGCAAGGUCAAUGGCGGGGGACAGGAUAUGUGGGGCUGGGCGUGCAAGGAUAACAAGCGCCGCGAGCUCUUUGAGGCCGAGGUCCAGUACGCUCUUGUGUGCAGACUUCAGGACUGGUCCCUUGUCUGCUGCAUCAUCGAGGUUGUCAUCGAGACCCUGACCAUCAUCGUUUACGGCAUUGUUUUCUACCGCUUCUGGUCCAAGCGCAAGCUUCGGAAGUCGAUGGCGGUCCGUGACCGUGCCCGUUCUGAUCUUUACCUUGCCCAGCUUCGCUCGCAGUCUGCGCCCAACACCCCUGGCUUCGGUCCGCCUCCCCUCACUCCCGGGGACGGCUGGAAGGCUCCGCCGGGCCAUCCGCGCUACGUCGACCCUCUCUCAGCAGCCGAGAACGGCCAUGUUGCUCCCCAUGAGAGCCAGGAGAGCGUUCAGUACCCGCGCGGCUUCGCAGAGCCCAAGCCAUUCCAGUUGCAGCCGCCGCCGAUCCGCGUCACGGGCGCUACCCCGAAGAUGCAACAGAACGGCUUCGACGAUGCACCCGCCUUUCCCCAGGCCCACGGCGCAGAUGUCAGUCCGCCCUCCAGCAGACACCCCAGCCCGCCCAACGACGCCAGCUAUCGCCAGCCCUCACCACCCCAGCCCAUGAGCCCCGGCUUCGCUCCUACCCAGCAUCAAGAACGCAUUCAGGAGCACGUGCCCGCCGCCCCGGGUGAGCAGCAAUACGACGCUGUGCCCAUCCCUGGCGCAUACGGCUCGCCCAUGACCAGCCCCAACUACCCUCCGCCGCAGCAACAGCACGGCUUCGAUUUCGGGCUUCAGCAGCAACAUCGCCAAUAA
Molecule: messenger RNA, 1641 nt
Organism: Diplodia corticola
Lineage: Eukaryota; Fungi; Ascomycota; Dothideomycetes; Botryosphaeriales; Botryosphaeriaceae
Exons: 3
Coding region: 1-1641 (546 amino acids)
Source: RefSeq, a predicted model, not a curated record